This is a messenger RNA of Myodes glareolus (Bank vole), 1786 nucleotides long. The record is from RefSeq and is a predicted model, not a curated record. Lineage: Eukaryota; Metazoa; Chordata; Mammalia; Rodentia; Cricetidae.
CUUUCAGGCACUGGGUAUAUAGAGCCUAGAUCUAGUCAGUUUGUGUCUCACACAUGAAGCUGGUGACUGGCUCCACAUAGCAAAGGACAGCUGGGACCCACCAACCCUUGGUGACGGGAAGAUUCCUAGGCUGUGUCAGACCCUGAGGAGAAACUGGGGCAUAGCAGAGAGUGACCUGUCUAGGAUACCUGGAUGGAGGCUGAACAGCCUGAGAACGUGGAGAGUUGUGAGGAAAACCUAUCUGAAGUCCCAUAGCCGGUCCUGAGGAACAGACGCAGUCAUGGCAUCCGAGUUUACAAGCUUCAGGUUCGAAUUCGCUCCCUUCAUGAUGAAAAAAAUGUCCAGAACUGAUCUGAAGCUCUUGAUAACUGAAGAUGGAGCCUGGAAUGCAUUUGUGGAAGAAGCUGAUUUGUCAAGUGAGGAGGAAGCUGCCCUGCGUGAAGCACUGAAGGAGCAUUUAGCCCAGGAGCCCACAGAUGAAAAUGAUGAAACAGAAAAGAGGCAGCAGAAGGAGAAUUUUCUGAAAGAAUUUCCUGAGUUGAAAAGGAAACUUGAAGAAAACAACAGGAAGAUCCGAGCUCUGGCUGACCAUCUUGACCAGGUGCACAGGGACUGCACCAUCUCCAAUGUGGUGUCCGGCUCCACCGGCCUCGCCGCUACAAUCGCUGGAUUAGCUGCAGCACCCUUCACAGGAGGGGCCUCUCUGAUUAUCUCAGCAGCUUCGUUGGGUCUAGGAGCAGCAGCAGUUGCAACUGGUGUCACCACUUCCAUUGUGGAAGAAUCAAUGAGUGCAGCAGAUGAAAGUGAAGCCAGACGCCUGGUUGGAGCCAGCAUGGACAUACUGGACAGAAUUUUGGAAAUCAUGCCUUUGAUCGAAUUCCAACUAUGUAGUGCAGGUUGGCAAUUAUCUGGUGCCUGGAAAACCCUCUGGGAACAUAUGCAAGCCAACAGACCCAGAACUAGUUGGGCCUCAAGGAAUGCCAAACCACGCAAUAUUCCCCCAACAACCAGAGGAGCCAGGAUUGCAAAAGGAGUCGGUACUGGUUUAAUGUUUUUAUUAGAUGUGUUUAACCUUGUGACUGACUCCAUGGAUUUGCACAGUGGAGCAAAGACAGAGUCAGCUGAAGAGCUACGGGAGCUGGCUAAAAAUCUAGAAGAGAAGUUGCAUGAAUUUGAGCAGCUCCACAAGGCUCUGCAGUUAGACCUGCCUCAGUGAUCCCUCCAGCAAGCAGUUAAGAGCUCAGGGAAAAUGACAUGUACAGGGGUGGGGACAUGGGGAGGGGCAUACUGUUACAAGGGAAAUAGCACGUGAUCAAGUCUAAGGAACUGAGUGUUAAGGGGUUUAUAUUUCUCCGGCUGAGCAGGGCAAGGUCAACGUAGAUAGCCAGUGCUUUAAGAAGACAGGAACUGAAGUCUAAAAUAAGGGGGCCAGAAUGGCCUAGAGAAUGGGACUAGGACAGCAAUAUAGAGGGUCUGAUAUGGAGAGAAGAACAGGAACAAGCAAUGAGAACCUAGGAAACCUGGAGAACUAAGAAUGGGAGAAAGCCAGAGUGGGAGUUGAAGUCAUAGCAAGGAACUACAUCCCAUUCCCUGAGGGCAAGGUCCCUAUGACCUCUAGGUUAUUCGUCCCAGCAUCAGUAGGAUCAACUCACCCUUGUGUCCUUCAGGCAGUGACCUCUGCAUAGUGAGGUGUGAUGGCCAAGAUAGUGUCUAGAAAAUCUGGGGUUUGUCCUCUUGUCUUCUAUCGAUUUGUGUUUAAUAAAUAUUAACUAACUGUUCUAGAAAA